AACGCAUCUUUACUCCAAUUCUAGUAGUUCAUAUUGUGAUAAAACUGAAGAUGUUGCCGUUUAAAGUGUUCAGUUUAGCUGUUUUAAUAGUGGUGGUUUCUUCACAAGGUUUACCAGGUUUGACUGGAGCUAUGGGUGGAGCUGGUAUGUCAGGAGGUAUGGGUGGAGCUGGUAUGUCAGGAGGUAUGGGGGGAGCUGUUAUGUCAGGAGGUAUGGGUGGAGCUGGUAUGACAGGAGGUAUGGGUGGAGCUGGUAUGUUUAACGGUAUGGGUGGAGCUGGUAUGUUUGGAGGUAUGGGAAUGAUGGGAAGCCCAUUUAUGAAUGCCGAUAUGAUGGAUACAUUGAGUGAUAUGUAUGGUAGUAGAAUGGCUAUGCAAGGCUUAGGAUUUGGAUCAGGACUGGGAAAUUUUCCAAUCCUAGACCACAGUUUCCCAUGGGACAAUUUCUUCCACAAACAGGAGCUUGGGGUAAAGGUGGAGGCAAAGGUCGUCCACCAACUCAGACAUUUACUGGUAUUGGUGCUAUCGUCAAAACUAUUUCCGGUAUUGGUGGUGGUAAGGGUGGUCCUCCAAGCAAACCUAUCACUGAUCCUCUCUCUGGCCAAGUCAGAAACGACUUCGCGUAUUUUCCAAGGACAACGUAUUAAGUAAAUGAUUUUGGUUGUGGUAUCAAAAUAUAUAUGAAUAAUAUUACCGCUAAAACGGAAAUACACACCAAAGCGAUACUCCAAUGAAAAA
This is a messenger RNA of Lottia gigantea (owl limpet), 737 nucleotides long. RefSeq lists its product as hypothetical. The coding region runs from base 51 to 650 and encodes 199 amino acids. Lineage: Eukaryota; Metazoa; Mollusca; Gastropoda; Lottiidae. The transcript is spliced from 4 exons. The record is from RefSeq and is a predicted model, not a curated record.